This is a messenger RNA of Fusarium redolens, 1040 nucleotides long. RefSeq names its product cyclophilin H. Lineage: Eukaryota; Fungi; Ascomycota; Sordariomycetes; Hypocreales; Nectriaceae. The record is from RefSeq and is a predicted model, not a curated record. Gene Ontology annotation, molecular function: peptidyl-prolyl cis-trans isomerase activity. Bases 183 to 731 code for a protein of 182 amino acids. Gene Ontology annotation, cellular component: intracellular membrane-bounded organelle. The transcript has 5 exons. Gene Ontology annotation, biological process: protein folding; protein peptidyl-prolyl isomerization.
UGAUCAACCAAUCAUGAAUCUCCAACUUUCCUCCACACUGCCUUCCUAAUCGGGACCUUAGACAGCUCCACACUAAAACGCAGCAAGAAACAGCCCGCACGAUUAACGCUGCAUUUCACACCGUCUAAAACAUCUUGACAAAAACAUAUAAACAACUUCGACUAAUCACGCAAUCCCUCAAAAUGCCUCCUACAAAGCUUCCCGAGUCUGGAAACCCUCUUGUCUUUCUUGACAUUACUCUCGGAGGUGAGCCUCUUGGCCGCAUCCAGAUCGAACUCUUCAAGGAUGUCGUACCAAAGACAGCUGAGAACUUCCGUCAGUUCUGCACCGGCGAGAGCAAGAAUAGUGCCGGUCGUCCCCAGGGGUACAAGGGCUCCAAGUUCCACCGCAUAAUCCCAAACUUCAUGUGCCAAGGCGGUGACUUUCUCAAUAACGAUGGUUCAGGGUCGACCUGCAUUUGGGGCUACAAGAACUUUGAGGACGAGAACUUCACUCUCAAACAUGAUCAGCCUGGCCUCCUAUCCAUGGCUAAUGCUGGACCUAACACUAAUGGGUCCCAAUUCUUCAUCACCACUGUUCCCACACCUUUCCUCGACAACAAGCAUGUCGUCUUUGGCAAGGUCGUCGACGGCAUGGACGUGGUAAAGAAGAUGGAGGCUACCAAAACUGGCUAUGCUGCCCCGGAUAGGCCGAACCUCGACGUGGUCAUCUCCCAGUGUGGUGAAAUGUAAACGUUGAUGGUGUUGCCGGCUUUGUGGAGUGUCUCUUGUUGGAAGACACAAGGAGAUACGGGACUGUAAAACACGAUCUGGUGCUGGGAAGACCGAGAUCUGGAUCAGUAGAGAUACCCAUCCCGAAUACAUAUCUCGAUGUGCCCCUUGCUCGGCGCUUUUUAUGUCUGUGAUUUGUUACACUCGUGUCUCUCGAGGUAAAUUACAUGCAGCUUGUAUCACAAAUCAAGGCUCGGCAUCUGAUAUCAUCCUCCCUAUACCACAAGUUGGGUCUUGAGAAUCCUAUGAUAUUGAACGUGUAGGAGUUUG